Manacus vitellinus (golden-collared manakin) is the source of this 1367-nucleotide messenger RNA. RefSeq names its product transmembrane protein 25 (gene TMEM25). Bases 338 to 940 code for a protein of 200 amino acids. The transcript has 5 exons. The record is from RefSeq and is a predicted model, not a curated record. Gene Ontology annotation, biological process: negative regulation of excitatory postsynaptic potential. NCBI's taxonomy places the organism in Eukaryota, Metazoa, Chordata, Aves, Passeriformes, Pipridae.
CUGCCGGGUCCCCCAGCCAGUGCCCGGUGCCACACUGGCCUGGUACCUCAACGGCCAGAGGCAGGAAGCCAACCUCUCAGCUGCAGGCACUGCCAGCACCCUCACCCUCACUGCCCGGCGCUCUGACCACCAACUCAACUGCUCCCUGACCGACCCAGCCUCAGGGGAGACCUACAAUGCCUCUGUCCUCCUCAACGUGCAGUAUAAGCCGGAGAUCCUGAGGGCAGGUGCCCACUACCAGGAGGUCGAGGGUUCUGGCCUCCUCCUGGUGCUCUUUGUGCUGGUGCAAGCCAACCCACCUGCCAGCAUCACCUGGGUGGACCAGGAUGGGCACGUGAUGGCCAAUGCCUCCGAGUUCCUCCUCCUGGGUGCCACACACUACCCAGGGCUGGCCAACCACUCGCUCCACAUCCAUCUCAGCAGCGUGGCUGGGAACUUCUCCGUCAGCGCUGCCAACAGCGUGGGCAUCACCACCACCUCACUCCUACCCACAGGUCUGCUGGAUGCCCACGUGGAGCUGCCCCUCCUGGGUGUUGCCGUCGGAGCAGCACUGGCCCUGGCCACCCUGCUCAGCCUGGGCUCCUGUGCUGCCUGCCUGGCGUGCCGCUCACCCAAGCCGGUGCCAGGCCCAGGACGAGCAGGAGGGAGCAGCCCGCCCAGCCGGUGCUCCCGUUGCAGUGGCUCCGAGCACCCACAGCCCCAGGGCACACGCCUGCCCCGCCAGACCCGGUCCCUGCCGCCUGACCUGCACCUCAGUGACCUCGCACAGGAGAAUGGAGCUUCCCCCAAGGAUGUGGGAGCUGGUGCCAGGGGAGAAGAUAGUGCCCUGCCAGGGCUGGAGAAUCACCUUGUCCUCAACAAGCUUGGUUUUGUUCAGCUCCCAAUGUCUGGGCGCAUCUACAAAGUGCCCAGCGUAAGCAGUGACGAGAUCUGGCUGUGAGUCACGGUGCCCAUGAGCCAGGUGCCCAGCCCCAGGUACGUACCAGCCUCUGGAGCAGGGCAGCCAAGGGUGCCAGGGAGGCUUUUCUGGGAGGUGGGCGCUGAGCAGCUCUGGCUCUGUGCUACACUGUGUGCUGCAGGGCUCAGGAGCUGCACUGUCAGCCAAGGCAUGUUUUUAUGUAGCCCAUUCACUUUCCCAAUAGACUAUUAUAAUCAAAAUGCAUCAAAGCUCUUUAUAGCCAGGCUCUAGUGCUAUGAUUCCUCCCAGGGUAAGGCCAAGCACCAGCCUUGCUUUAGCAGGUUUGUGACUCGCUUGCUGCAUGAUCCUCUCUGCCCCUGCCCCUGCUGCUGUGGCAGAUGGGUGGGCAGGCAGUAGGGCAGGGGCUGGGGAGAGUCGUUCCAACAGCAAUAAACUAAACUCGAGCGUC